Colletotrichum abscissum is the source of this 342-nucleotide messenger RNA. RefSeq lists its product as uncharacterized. The transcript has 2 exons. Bases 1 to 342 code for a protein of 113 amino acids. The record is from RefSeq and is a predicted model, not a curated record. Lineage: Eukaryota; Fungi; Ascomycota; Sordariomycetes; Glomerellales; Glomerellaceae.
AUGUCAGGCGUGAGCGAAUAUGCUGGCAGUUCAGUUCCAGGAGGUAUGAUCGUGAAAGAGACAUCAAACCCUCAGACACGCGGCUCCAGACAGCUGGACUCGGGCGAUCGUUUGGCGAGAGACGAAACAACCGAGCAGUCAUAUCCUACUCUGACCCUUGUCGACUUUGCUUCUGGCGCUUUGGAGGAAGUUGAUGUUGGAACUCAAAUCAUGAACGGGCAAGUGGGCGAAAUGGAAGCUGAGGGCACGGAUGAUUUAUCCGACGUGAUAUCAGCAAGGGAAAGAAACCCCUUCUUCUUCAGAAGCAGUGUCAGCAGGCCCGAACGGUAUUGGUGUUCGUGA